Messenger RNA from Abrus precatorius (Indian licorice), 4023 nucleotides. Its product is annotated as putative disease resistance protein RGA1. The coding region runs from base 169 to 3192 and encodes 1007 amino acids. The transcript has 3 exons. Gene Ontology annotation, biological process: defense response to other organism. The record is from RefSeq and is a predicted model, not a curated record. NCBI's taxonomy places the organism in Eukaryota, Viridiplantae, Streptophyta, Magnoliopsida, Fabales, Fabaceae. Gene Ontology annotation, molecular function: ADP binding.
GAACCAAAAGGGGUAAGAAAUGGUGGUUUGACUUAGAUAGCUAAUUACAAAUGUGUCCCUUUCCUGAAGAGAUAUAAGAGCAAUAAUGCGUUUUCUGCAUCCAUUCAUUGCGAGAAUCUCAAAUUGAAGACAGACACAGUGCAGAUCUAUUUUCCUCCUUUCUCAAGAAUGGCGGAACACAUUCCAUUUGCUGUUGCCUCUAAUCUCGUUCACAGGUUGGCUUCCGCUGACUUUCAUGAAUUUGGACGGAAGUACGAUGUGACGGAAGAGUUGGAAGAGCUCAAGAACACAAUUGAAUCCAUCAAUGAUGUGCUCCUUGAUGCUGACGAUAAACAAGAACAAGCUCGUGUGCGAGUUUGGAUUAGAAGGUUCAAAGAAGUUCUUCAUGUUGCAGAUGACUUCUUAGAUGACCUUGCUAUCGAAUUUAUGAGACAUAAAUUAGACGAGGAACGACGAACAGAAGUGACAAAGGUACUUUAUCCUUUCUCAUCUUCAAAUCGAAUUGAUUUUCCCAUUCAAAUGGCUGAAGAAAUUAAAAGAACACGUGAAAGUUUUGAUGCUGUAGUGAAAGACAUGUAUAAAUUGAAUUUAAGCCCAAGAUCAGGGGCGGUUAAGCAAACUAACAGUGAAUGGAGGGAAACAUGUUCUUUUGUGUUGGAAUCAGAUAUCAUUGGACGAGAUGAUAGUAAAAAAGAGAUUAUAAGUCUGUUGAAACAACCUUGUGAAAACCGAAAAGUUUCUGUGAUUGCCGUUGUUGGCCUUGGGGGUUUGGGAAAGACAACUCUUGCACAGUUGGUGUAUAAUGACUUGGAAGCGCAGGGAUUUUUUGAAAAGCAAAUGUGGGUGUGUGUCUCAGAUAACUUUGAUGUGAAAACUAUUCUGAAGAAAAUAUUAGAAUCAAUUACUGAUUGCCAAAGACAAGACCAAUCAUUAGAGAAGAUGCAAAGAGAGCUUCAUACAAAUUUAAGGGGUAAGAAAUAUUUGUUAGUCCUGGAUGACAUUUGGAAUGAGAGGCAUGACAAAUGGGCUGAGUUGAGAAAGUACUUGAUGUGUGGCGCUCAAGAUAGCAAGAUUUUAGUGACAACUCGAAGUGAAAAUGUAGCAAAGGCAACUGCCGCUAGCACUUCCUAUCCUUUGAAAGGUUUGACUGACGAAGAAUCCUGGAGUUUGCUGAAGAACAUUGCAUUUGAGGAUAAUUCCAAAGGAGUGAAUCAAAAUCUAGAAUCAAUGGGGAAAGAAAUAGCCAAAAAAUGUAAAGGGGUUCCGCUAGCAGUUAAAACGCUGGGAGGCCUGUUACGCGAACAAAAUGAAGAAAGUGAAUGGGAGAAUGUUUUACAUGGUGACUUGUGGAAACUAUGUGAAGAGCAAGACAGUAUCAUGCCAAUUCUAAAACUCAGCUACCAAAAAUUGUUGCCUGAAAUGAGACAAUGUUUUGCUUAUUGCUCUUUAUAUCCCAAGGAUUGGAAAAUUUAUAAAGAUGAGUUGAUUCAGUUAUGGAUGGCACAGGGUUACCUUAAAUGUCCAACUGAAAAACAGAACAAGGAAGAUAUUGGUAACCAAUUUGUAAAGAUGUUUUUGAUGAACUCAUUUUUUCAAGAUGCAGAAAGUGAUGAAUAUGGUGAGAUCUAUCGUUUCAAAAUGCAUGAUUUAAUGCAUGAUCUUGCAAUGCUUGUUGCUGGCAAUGAUUACUGUUACUUGGAUAGUAAAGUGGAAAAAGUUGAAGGGAGUCCCAUGCACGUAUCUUUGGAAUCCAAGGCCAUUCAUUUAUUGGAUUCAUUGGAUAAAAGCAAACUGCGAACUUUGAUUUUCUGGUCCGACACUGAGCAGGAAUUGUUUGCAAAUUUCAAAUACCUGCGCGUCUUGAAGACGCCAUCAUCCACUUUUUGCAAAUUGUUUGGUUCGGUUGGAAAAUUGAAGCAUUUAAGAUAUCUUGAUAUUGUUGGUGCUUAUUACUCUUUGAGUGGGGGGCCAGUAGGGUUGGGAAACCUGUGCACGUUGCAAUUCUUGUCAAUCUUUGUUGUGGGAGGCCAAAAAUAUUGCACACUAAAUGAAUUGAAGGACUUAAACUUAAGAGGCAAAUUAAUAAUUAAUAAUCUCUAUCGUGUCAGAGACGUGGCUCUGGAAUCACAGGAUGUAAAUUUAAAAGAAAAAAAUUCCCUUCAACACUUGAUUCUGGAUUGGUUUGAUGAAGAGCAAAGAGAUAUCCAGACAAGUGACAGCUUACAAUUAUUAGAAAACCUUCAGCCCCACCAUAAUCUUAAGCGAUUAAAGGUGAAUCAUUAUCCAGGCGUGCUUUUCCCAAGUUGGCUUUCUCUCCUCACAAAUAUUGUUGAGAUCUCUUUCUGUAAGCUUUAUAAUUGCCGCUGUCUCCCACCAUUGGAAGGUCUCCAGUUCCUGAAAUCACUUGAGAUAGUCUCUCUUGAUGAAUUGGAGUACAUAUAUCUUCGUGAAGAUGGUUCUGCAUUAACCUUCUUCUCCACUUUGGAGAACCUCUCAUUAUGUGGUUGUGAGAAGCUUAGGGGAUGGCGGAUGCUGGGAGAUGAUAUAAAUGAUUCUGAGAAUUCACAUCAUCUCUCUUUACUUUCAUUUCCUCGUCUUUCUCACCUAAAAGUCACUUGGUGUUCAAAGUUGACUUGCAUGCCUACUUUUCCAACCGUUACGAAUUUGUUUAUGGGGCAAUGCAGUGUGGAGCCAUUAACAGCAACACUAAACACAACAGAGUCAACAUGUUCAGCUGACUCAUCUUCCUGCGCUGCUCCUCUUUCCAUGCUCAAACAUUUGCACAUUUCCGAUUCCAUGAAUUUACCAAAGGGUUGGAUGCAAGAUCUGACUUCACUUGAGUCUCUUCGACUGGUAUUCUGGGAAAGUGAAACACUUGAGGAAAUUGAAACUCAGUUAAAAGACACCACCAACUGCCUUCCCAAUCUGCUACGAAUCACCAUGGAUUGGUGUCCGAGUCUAAAGGCUUUGCCAAAAUGGAUUUGCAACCUCUCAUCGCUUCAGCGUUUCGAGAUCUUCGAUUGCCCAGAAUUGGCAUCGCUGCCCGAAGGAAUGAGUCGUCUUACCAGCUUAAAGACCUUUGAGGUGGCGAGGUGUUCCCUUUUAAUUAAAGAAUGCAGAACAGAGACAAGUGCUGUUAGUCGCCAAAUCGCACACAUCCCACAAAUUAUCCUUCGUGAUGAGUUUUUAUAAAGAUAUUACAUUUCAGGGCUUGCUGAAUAGAACAAAUGCAAGCGUGUUUAUAUGUUGAAGCAGCAAGCUUGAUUCCUGGCCCUUCAUUCAAUAUAUUGCCUUGAAUGUAUUUGGAUUUCGGAUAAUUUGCUUAUACUAAGAUCCUCAUGUUCUACUAAGGUAACUGUUGGAUACUCUCAAUUUUGGAGUUUGUUGCUUAAUCUCAUUAAAAGGACAGUGUGAAAGUCUUAAUUAAUGUAUAACAACAACUCAACAUCUCCUUGUGAAUGCUGCUUGAAGGAGUACAUUCUGCUUGAACUUCUACCCUUUUCAACAAACAUGAGGUUGAGUUGGUUUGGGGAGUAGGAUCUGUGCUGAUAUUCUUCUUGAGACACUACUAGCUUGCUCUUUCGGAAAAAUUAUGAAGUCAUUAUGUGCCACUUGGACAGGUCAAUAUUGCGGAUUGAUGAUUUGUUUCAGUUUUCUCUUACUGUGGAUACUUUGGAGUCCAUGUACAAAAAUUUUCUUAUUUGAAUUCUGAGCUGUUAAUUAAUUUGUAUUAGUAGUUAAUUACUAACAAAAUAAUAAUCAAAGUAUCAAUGUAUCCCAUAAUUUAUAUAAAAAAAAAAUUGUAUAUAUGAUUGCAUUUCGUUUAAAACAAGGAAAAUUUUAAGAGACAACUAAAACUAAAUUUUGGCUACAUGUUCAACAGACUAUUAUUCAUUCUUGUUUUUCGUUAUUUGUUAUGAUUGGUGUUCUGCUGUUCAGUAACAAUAAAGGAUGUCUUUUCCCCCACCUUAAGUGCCUCUUUUAUACAAAGAAUGCUUCUGGUUGUUGUUGCUGUUGUAGCUU